GCGGAAGCCAACCCGUUGCCCUCUACAAUUAUGUUGAUGGACGCACUGGCUUUCACAUGCCAACGCAAUACGUUGCGAGACUUCCUCUUCCACACACUCCUUUGGUCGAGUCCGUAGCGGCACCUUAUGGAUAUGUCCCAGGGAACAGUCUUGUGCCGUCUGCCUCUGCCUUGUCAGCGACUGCGCCUGCGUUGGGUACCGGCUACGACGCGACACCGCAUUCUGCCAUCUGGCCUGCGGCUAUACCUUGUUGCACCGUGGCGCCCACCACCAACUCCUCCCUACUUGCUGCGUGGCCGCCAGCUGCACCUGUGCGCGCUUCUGGGCUUGUACAGAGCUACGGUGAUACUCCUCUUCCCGACGGUGAUGAUGCCGUCACAAGUUCGGCGACGGAUCAAGAAGGAACCGAGGAUUUAAUCGUGGAAGUCUCUUCGGACGAGGAAGAUGGCUCCGCGGUUGGAGACGGCGAGCAUGUCGACGUCCUCCCAGCAGUUGGUACCACAGAGCCUCCGUCGACGUGUGGACCAACAUUGGAGCCGGUGCACCUUUGGUGCCAUCUCAAAGACCACCCAGUGGUGUGCACUCUUUGGAGCACUACGUCCUUGGAGGACAUCAAUGCAACGGGCACGCAGCCGAGCUCUUUCCUGGAUGCGCAGUGCAAGCUACAGAGUUGUCACGGGCAGAUCUGCGCACCUUGCCCCAGCUUGCUGCUCACUGCGCAUCUGGGUGACUUUGGCAGAGCCCUGCGCAAACUUCUGGCCCAGGAGGAAGCUUCUCAAGGUAUGCUGAAGGUGUUGAAGCUCGCGAUCAUGCACUUCAACGACCUCAAGCGCGAGACCGACUUCAAGGAGCCCGAGGUGAUGAGGGCAUGUGAAGAUGGUACUUUUGUGUCCCCGCCAGUGGGACUAUCGGACUACCUUUGCGAGCCUGGCUACGCUUCGUCACCGUCGUCUGCUGAUUCGGAGGAGGACGACACCGCCAAGGAUCACGACACCGCCGAGGAGGACGGUGAAGUUGAGGGCGAUGAGGACUACAUCGAGGGCUCUGACCAAUUCACGGGUAUCCCAGCACCCAAGGAUAGGAGCGCUCUCAAGCGCCAAUGUGCCGCGCCAGUCGUGGAGCAAGAAGACGAAGCUGGCUCUGUUUUCAACCUUUUGGACGUACCGCCGGCUUCAUCACCGGUCCAUUGCGCCGUCAAGCGUUUGCGUUUCGCCUUGCCCCUCGAGAGCGAAACAAGAGCCAGCUUCGAUCCGGCGGCGUCGUCUUCGUCCUCCUUUGCUUCCCAAAGCGGUCACUUGCUCACUGGAGUGGCUGCGUUCUCACCCGUGCCAACCCGUCGUCCUUCUCCGACGUCAGCACCAGGCGCGCUGUCCUCUCGCUCGUCUGCUACGGUCCCAGGAUCGGCGUCACGCCCAUCUGGUGCGCCAGUCGGACCGGCGUAUUGGGCGCAGGUGGAAAUCCGUGGCGCCAAGACCAUCGCCAAAGGUGCUAAAGUCGCGCUUGCUCCGCAGCAGCCCAAGACUUUCAUCAGUCCCUCGUUCGUUGAGAGUGCCAACAUGAGGCGUCUCUUAGGCUCGCAGAUGGCGAAGCCAUUCGUCAAGCUCCCCAUCAGCUUCAGCAGCUGGCGCCCCUCGUCCACCGGGAACGUGCAACGCACCAGUAAGCUUGCCCGCGCUGCGCAAUACGACUCCAACACCUUCGAGGCGAGCCCCCCUCUCGUUGCAUCGGAGGCAUGCGCAACGGCGCACGGGUUUGCGUUCGUCCUCGGCGCCGACUUUGUUCAAUACAACAAGCUUGCCGUUGCCGUCGACAGCUCUGGUGCGCUGCGCGUGACCAACCUUCAAGGCGACAUGGUCCUUUUCAAGGCUCUCCACGGCUAG
This is a messenger RNA of Ceraceosorus guamensis, 1880 nucleotides long. RefSeq lists its product as hypothetical. The transcript has 8 exons. The annotation marks the transcript as partial. The record is from RefSeq and is a predicted model, not a curated record. NCBI's taxonomy places the organism in Eukaryota, Fungi, Basidiomycota, Exobasidiomycetes, Ceraceosorales, Ceraceosoraceae.